Cladocopium goreaui is the source of this 999-nucleotide messenger RNA. Lineage: Eukaryota; Dinophyceae; Suessiales; Symbiodiniaceae. The record is from the annotation of a GenBank genome assembly.
AUGGAUGCUGCGACGCAGGGCGCCCAGAAGUCCAAAGAAGAGAUGCUGCCAGCGGCCUGGUCUGGACUGGAAGAUGUGAGGAAGACGAUGUCCAAGCUAUCUGAGACUCAAACUCAGCAAGAGGAUCGCAUUCGAGGUCUGGCGCACAAAGUUGAUCAGGUUUCAGGGUCCCAUGACAUCCUGGACAGAGAUCAAAAGGCCACCUUCAGGGAAAUGUCCAACAGCAUCAGUGAUUUAAACAUCAAGCUUGGAAGUCGAACUUCUCGCCUCGAGGAGGAUUUCAAGGCAUUGCAAGAGGAGGUUACCUCUCUGCAGAUUGAAAUUCGCUCAACAUUAAAUGGCGCGUUGAUGACACCAUCGCGGAGCUUGUCAGGAGUGGUAUGUGAAGGUGACACUGCCAUUACGGAUGCAGCAGAGUUGAGGCGGAAACUGAGAGAAGUUGCAGAGGCACCAAUGAGAACGCUCGCCAGCGAUCAGCCAGGUAUUUCUACCUCAGCAACGCCGACCUCGAACAUGCUCACAGUUGAUGGAACCUUUCCGAUGCAGGUCCAUCCUGAAGCCCUUCCCAGACAAACACGGAUGCAGGCACAGGCCCAGAUGCGAGUAGCGCAUUCCAUUGCAACGCCACAAAGGCCAAGCCACCUGAGCCCAUCCAGUUCCUGGUCACAUCUGGCGCCUUUUCACAUGCCAGGUACAGUCAGUUUCCCAGUUGCGAACUGGAAUCCAUAUGUCCAUGCUGAGCAACAGGAGUUACACCGGGUUGUAGGGCAUCCAGCUCGGGCUGAUCCAGCCCACAACUGGAAAGAAACCCCAACAAGGACUGACAGGAGGAUGUCAGGUGCAUUUACCAGUCCUCCACUUUCAGCCAGGUUACCUCCUCGCGCAGAAACGAGUGCCACGCCAACUUCAACUGGUGCUACGUCCACACCAACAGGGGCUGGUCAGGUUAUUCGUCCGGUGCGCUUGUCUUAUCCAUGGCCCCCACCGCCAACAAACUGA